Molecule: messenger RNA, 438 nt
Organism: Pecten maximus
Lineage: Eukaryota; Metazoa; Mollusca; Bivalvia; Pectinida; Pectinidae
Exons: 1
Coding region: 1-438 (145 amino acids)
Source: RefSeq, a predicted model, not a curated record
AUGGAUACAGCCGCAGGUGGUAUUACAGCAACAUGCGUGGAUACAGCAGCAGGUGGUAUUACAGUAACAGGCGUGGAUACAGUAGCAGGUGGUAUUACAGCAACAGGCGUGGAUACAGCAGCAGGUGGUAUUACAGUAACAGGCGUGGAUACAGUAGCAGGUGGUAUUACAGCAACAGGCGUGGAUACAGCAGCAGGUGGUAUUACAGUAACAGGCGUGGAUACAGUAGCAGGUGGUAUUACAGCAACAGGCGUGGAUACAGCAGCAGGUGGUAUUACAGCAACAGGCGUGGAUGCAGCAGCAGAUGGUAUUACAGCAGCAGACAAGGGUACAGCAGCAGACGUAGACACAGAAACAGGCGUAGAUGUUAUUGUCUCGGUACUUCAUGGCAAUGUCGCAGAUGCUGAAGUCGAACUCAAUACCCAGCUCAGUGGAUGA